Ceraceosorus guamensis is the source of this 2736-nucleotide messenger RNA. RefSeq names its product MFS general substrate transporter. The record is from RefSeq and is a predicted model, not a curated record. Gene Ontology annotation, cellular component: membrane. The transcript has 2 exons. Lineage: Eukaryota; Fungi; Basidiomycota; Exobasidiomycetes; Ceraceosorales; Ceraceosoraceae. The coding region runs from base 1 to 2736 and encodes 911 amino acids. Gene Ontology annotation, molecular function: transmembrane transporter activity. Gene Ontology annotation, biological process: transmembrane transport.
AUGUCGUACCCAUCUUCUUCCCGCCGUGGGCCGGCUGGUCCUCAACACCUCAGCGUCCGCGACCCGCGGGCACAACCUCGCUCAUUCACACCAUCCGACGAUCCGUACGGGUUCGACUCUCCAAUUCCACCAGAGGACGGUGCGCAUACACCCAUUCGUCACGAUGGCUCCCACGCGCCCAAUGGAUAUGCUACACCUAAUUCUGGCGUGUCCGAAGACUUCAAUGUCGAUGAUCCCGCGCCCACACCAUACACUCCCUACAACCUGAAUAACACUCGAGCUCGCAACUCAAAUGCUACGCUCGUAUCCACUGCGAGUCAGGACUUCUUUGGCAUGGAGACCGCCAUGCAGGAGCACCCGGACCGCAGGCCGAACUCCAGAAAUGCAGGCCGGGAUUCGCGGCUGGGACGCUUCGGCGGAGUGUUCUCACCGACUGCUGCGAUGUGGGAAGCCGGCGCGAAUCGCGACCGGUACAAUCGACUCAGUCGGCAACUCAACUCAGCGAUCUCGCACGCGCCAGCGAUCCCCAAUGUUCGUCUCAACACCCUGGACAAGGUGUCCGAAGAGAAGCGCAUCGCUGAUCCCGAGACGGAGCAGAAGAAGAAGCCUCUGCGAACCAAGAAAACGAAGCGUUUCUGGCUCAUCUUCGCCGCGCUGAUGGGCGUGACUUGCUUGACUGCUAUCGACAUGUCCAUCAUCAGUACUUCCUUGCCAACCAUCGUCGCGCAGCUUCCACAGUCCAGAAUUCCAGCAACUUGGAUCACGUCUGCUUUCUUGUUGACAACGACCGCAUUUCAACCGUUCAUGGGUGGCCUCGCAGAUGUCGUCGGUCGCAGAAACUCUCUCGUCACUGCAGUGGUGCUCUUCCUGGUCGGAUCUCUCAUUUGCGCUCUCGCCAAGGAUAUGCUUACGCUCGUCGCGGGCCGUGGCGUUCAAGGUGUUGGCGGUGGUGGUGUUCAGGCAAUCGCAGAAAUCGUUCUCUCCGACUUGACCACCCUUCGAGAACGUGGCCUGUACGUUGGUCUAAUUUCGCUCGUUUUCGCCGUCUCGACCUUUAUCGCUCCAGUCCUCGGAGGUGUCUUCUCCGAGACCGACUGGCGAUGGAUCUUCUGGAUGAAUCUGCCUCUUGGUGGAGUGGUACUAGCUAUGAUCAUCCCGACAAUGAAGUUGCACACACCUCCGAUGCCUUGGAAAGAGAAGCUCCACCGUAUGGACAUCCCUGCCAACUUGGUACUCUUUGGCUCGGUCAUUGCACUUCUCAUCGCCAUCACGGAAGGUGGAGUUGAGCAUCCUUGGGGCUCGGCUAGGAUUAUCGGACCUCUUGUUGCCGGUAGCGUUGGUAUCGCAAUCUGGCUCGCUCUGGAGUUCAUUCCCAACCGUUUCGCUCCAGAUCCCGUCCUGCCUCUGCGUCUAUUCACCAACAUCACCGCUGGAACUUGCUUCUUCAUGACGUUCAUCCACGGCAUUGUGACUUACGGUGCUACGUACAUCCUGCCAGUCUACUUCCAGUCCAUUAAGGGUGCCAAUCCUCUUCGGUCAGCCAUCGAUAUCUUCCCAUCAACUGCUCCAGGACCGAUUGCUGCCAUCAUCGCUGGUAUCGUGAUGGCUGUGACGGGCAAGUACAAAAUCCAGAUCGCCUUCUGGUGGGCCACCAUCCUCCUUGGUGUCGGGCUUAUCCUCCAUUGGGACGUCGACACUCCCGUCUACGAGUGGGUCAUUAUUCAGCUGGUUCCCGGCUUCGGUGUUGGCGCCCUUUACGCUCUCACUCUACCGCCAAUCCAGUCGUCCUUGCCCGUGGUCGAGUUAGCACAUGCGACCGCUACAUUUGCAUUCUGCCGCAGUCUCGGAUCCGUCUUUGGAAUCGCGUUCACGACCACUAUCUUUGUGGCGCAGGUCGAUCCGAAGCUCGCUGCCAUUCCAGGUGCAGCUGAAGCAGGUCUCCGAGGUAGCACCGCCCUUGGGUUCGCGACGGAGCUGCAUCGCCUCCCCGCUGAGCUGCAGCCACCAGUGAUCGACGCUUUCAUGUCCGCCCUUCGCUCGGCCUUCUUGCUCCUCGUGCCGUGUGCGGCCAUCGGCCUCAUUGCUUCGUUCUUCGUCAAGGAAUUACCGCUUCCAGACUUCAACGAGUCGGACUAUGGUAUCAAUGAUGGCACCAACCCAAACGCAGUCUUGGCCAACGCGGAGGUCGCUCAUCAAGCCGAAGAGGGCCUUGUCACGGUCGAAAAGAUGCCCAAAGCACCUGAGCGCUCGCUUACCAAGGGUUCGCAGCCGCCACCUUCGGACAGCCCGUACAGCCCUUACAGCUCCAGCGGCAAGUUCGGUAGAAGCCCCUCGUUCGAUCACGGUAGCAGCUCCUCUCCUGAUACCAGCUCGCCUACCGGGUAUCCUAAAAGCACGGAGCGACGCAUGUCUACGAGCGAAGCAUACAAGAAAGCUCAAGCGGCUCUGGCCCACGCUCAGCCGCCAAAGCCUCGUCACGUUCGUCGUCGUUCCAGCAGACUGAGUCUGUACGGUGACGAUGAGAACGAAAAGGAAGCGCAUCACGCCCUUGCAAGCUUGCGCGACGUGGACCGCGCUCGCAAAGAAGCUGCGCGUCAAAGCGUUAGGAACCCAGAUGGCACUUGGCUUGGCACUGUGCAAAAUGACCCUGCCGGCACCGGGGCUGCUGGUUUCGGGGACUUCGACUAUGGCGUUGAUGACGACGACGACUAUGACUGGCGGCAGGGUCGCCGCUAA